AUCAUUUCAUUUCACUAGGAGAUCUUAGCGCUGCUACAUCAUCUUGAGACAACUGCGAAACGAAGGAAAUCCAUCUCAGUCAAGAACCGAGUAAAGGAGGCGCCGAUAGCUAGAUUCCUGAACCUGUAUUUCUCUAUUGCUGGGGCAAAUAAACGGUUCAGAAAUGGUCUUGUGGUGAGGUGUUGCUGCAUAAGGCUGUGAGGAGGAGCAACUGACGACAGAGCCAAACUUACUGACACGCACUCACCAGCCUCCCAUGGACGGCACACUCUGAGACAGCACUUGAGAGGAGAGAAACAACAGGAGUGGGAGCAGAGGAGAGAAGGAGCUGAAGAGAGCAGGAGGGACGUGACGAUGUCGUCCAACAGGGGCCAGAACCCACAUGGGCUGAAGCAGAUCGGGCUGGACCAGAUCUGGGACGACCUGAGGGCUGGCAUCCACCAGGUGUACACACGGCAGAGCAUGGCGAAGUCACGCUACAUGGAGCUCUACACCCAUGUGUAUAACUACUGUACCAGCGUGCACCAGUCCAGUCAAGGCCGGGGGUCUGCCGUCCCCAACAAGCCCUCCAAGAAGAGCAGUACUCCUGGGGGGGCCCAGUUCGUAGGCCUGGAACUCUACAAGAGACUCAAGGAGUUCCUCAAGAACUACCUGACCAGUCUGCUCAUGGAUGGUGAGGACCUGAUGGAUGAGUGUGUGUUGAAGUUCUACACACAGCAGUGGGAGGACUACCGGUUCUCCAGUAAGGUGCUGAAUGGGAUCUGUGCUUACCUCAACAGGCACUGGGUCAGACGUGAAUGUGACGAGGGACGCAAGGGCAUCUACGAGAUCUACUCGUUGGCGUUGGUAACGUGGAGGGAGUGUCUAUUCAGACCCCUAAACAAACAGGUAACGAAUGCAGUCCUGAAGCUGAUCGAGAAGGAGAGGAAUGGAGAGACCAUCAACACCAGACUCAUCAGUGGUGUGGUGCAGUCCUACGUGGAGCUGGGGCUGAAUGAGGAGGAUGCGUUUGCUAAGGGUCCUACGCUGUCAGUGUAUAAAGAAUACUUUGAGUGCCAGUUCCUCACGGACACCGAACGCUUCUACACACGAGAGAGCACCGAGUUCCUCCAACAGAACCCUGUUACUGAGUAUAUGAAGAAGGCCGAGGCCCGUCUGCUAGAGGAACAGCGGCGUGUGCAGGUGUACCUCCAUGAGUCCACUCAGGAUGAGCUGGCCAGGCGGUGUGAACAGGUGCUCAUAGAGAAACACCUGGAGAUCUUCCACACAGAGUUCCAGAAUCUACUGGAUGCUGACAAGAACCAAGAUCUAGGUCGGAUGUAUAACUUGGUGUCUCGUAUAACGGAUGGCCUGGGAGAGCUAAAGAAACUCCUAGAAACACACAUCCACAACCAGGGCCUGGCCGCUAUAGAGAAAUGUGGGGAGGCCGCUCUCAACGACCCUAAGGUGUAUGUCCAGACCACACUGAACGUCCAUAAGAAGUACAACGCUCUGGUUAUGUCUGCCUUCAACAACGACGCUGGCUUCGUAGCUGCUCUAGACAAGGCGUGUGGACGUUUCAUCAACAACAACACGGUCACUAAGAUGGCCCAGUCCUCCAGCAAAUCACCUGAACUACUGGCUAGAUACUGUGACUCUCUGCUCAAGAAGAGUUCUAAGAACCCAGAAGAGGCAGAGUUGGAGGACACACUCAACCAAGUGAUGGUGGUGUUUAAGUACAUAGAGGACAAGGAUGUGUUCCAGAAGUUCUAUGCUAAGAUGCUGGCUAAACGCCUCGUCCACCAGAACAGUGCUAGCGACGACGCAGAAGCUAGCAUGAUCUCCAAACUCAAGCAAGCGUGUGGCUUUGAGUACACAUCUAAACUACAGAGGAUGUUCCAGGACAUCGGAGUCAGCAAAGACCUCAACGAACAGUUCAAGAAACACCUGACCAACUCUGAACCUCUCGACUUGGACUUCAGUAUCCAGGUGUUGAGUUCCGGGUCCUGGCCGUUCCAGCAAUCAUGCACCUUCGCUCUGCCCUCCGAGUUGGAGCGUAGCUACCAGCGGUUCACAGCAUUCUACGGCAGCAGACACAGCGGUCGGAAACUCACCUGGCUCUACCACCUGUCUAAAGGAGAGCUGGUCACCAACUGCUUUAAAAACAGGUACACUCUGCAGGCCUCUACCUUCCAGAUGGCAAUCCUGCUGCAGUACAACACAGAGGACCUGUACUCCGUACAACAACUCACUGACAGCACACAGAUCAAAACCGACAUUCUGGUUCAAGUGUUGCAGAUCUUGUUGAAAUCCAAAUUGCUGGUCCUGGAGGAUGAGAAUGCUAACAUAGACGAAGUGGAGUUCAAACCAGAAACCCUGAUCAAACUCUUCCUGGGAUACAAGAAUAAGAAGCUGCGUGUGAACAUUAACGUUCCUAUGAAGACUGAACAGAAACAGGAGCAGGAGACCACACACAAGAACAUAGAGGAGGACCGCAAGCUCCUCAUACAGGCUGCCAUAGUGAGGAUAAUGAAGAUGAGGAAGGUUCUGAAACACCAGCAGCUCCUGGCUGAAGUCCUAAACCAGCUCUCGUCCCGCUUCAAACCCAGAGUCCCUGUCAUUAAGGUAACACACACUCUUACCUGUCCCAGAGUCCCUGUCAUUAAUAAGGUAACACACACUCUUACCUGUCCCAGAGUCCCUGUCAUUAAUAAGGUAACACACACUCUUACCUGUCCCAGAGUUCCUGUCAUUAAUAAGGUAACACACACUCUUACCUGUCCCAGAGUCCCUGUCAUUAAUAAGGUAACACACACUCUUACCUGUCCCAGAGUCCCUGUCAUUAAUAAGGUAACACACACUGUCGCAAUACAUUCUCAAAGGACUCCCACACAUUGCACCAACUGUAAUAUUUUUGUCUUAAAGUACAUCUUUUUCACCCCCUUUCCCUCUGCCCCCUUUUUCUCUGCUACCCUUGUCUCUCCUCUGUAGAAGUGUAUAGACAUCCUGAUAGAGAAGGAGUAUCUGGAGAGAGUGGAUGGAGAGAAAGACACGUACAGCUACCUGGCUUAACCCGCCCCCUUCCCUCUCAUUUUUGUCUUUUUUUUUUAUGUCCGAGUAAUAAAGUGUGGUUCUUCUGACUGGCAGACGUGUGUGCUCAGUGGGACAUAUACACAUGGACACACUAUCUUGUUUUGAUAUGCAAAUAUGAUCAGACCCACCCCAAACCCUCACCCCAUGGCAUAGUGCGAAGUCCAACCAGAGAGCUGUGUCCAUAGUUACUGCAUGCAACUGCCUCCCUGCUAGCCUGGUCUCAGAUUGAUAUCCUACGAAGCAAGUUUGAGGAGUUAGCGAGCUAACUUUGGUCAACUGAGUUCAACUCAGGAUAAGCGGUCAUACGAAAGUGGCUCACGUUUUUAGCCAGGUACAUUUAUAUGGCAAUGAAUCCUUCAGAACUAUCCUGCUCUGAUGCAGGCUAACUCCACUUACCUUGAAUGAAAUGACUGGGCCUUGAGGACCAAUGAAAUCAGAUUCCCUCAUCAACCCCUUCAUUUCAGGAAGAUGACUGAUUUUUGAUGAAUCAAAUGUGUUAUGUUAAAAUCACAUUACAUAUUUUAGUAAUGUCAGAAUGCAUUUUAAACUUAACGCAAUGUAACUUUUGUAUGACUUAAUACAAAAAAAGUGUGUAUAUAAGAGGGGGGGGGUGCUUGUGCAUUGAUAAGCACACCAAAGCAGGCAUUAAUAAAAUAAAGACAGCCCUUCUAAAAGCAUUUCACACAGCAGUCUGCAAGAUGCAUUUUGAUUUCGGCACAAAUUAAAAUGUUAAACUGA
Messenger RNA from Salvelinus namaycush (lake trout), 3810 nucleotides. Its product is annotated as cullin-1-like. Gene Ontology annotation, biological process: protein ubiquitination; SCF-dependent proteasomal ubiquitin-dependent protein catabolic process. The transcript has 21 exons. Gene Ontology annotation, molecular function: ubiquitin protein ligase binding. Gene Ontology annotation, cellular component: SCF ubiquitin ligase complex. Bases 355 to 2970 code for a protein of 871 amino acids. The record is from RefSeq and is a predicted model, not a curated record. Lineage: Eukaryota; Metazoa; Chordata; Actinopteri; Salmoniformes; Salmonidae.